Molecule: messenger RNA, 2118 nt
Organism: Alternaria ventricosa
Lineage: Eukaryota; Fungi; Ascomycota; Dothideomycetes; Pleosporales; Pleosporaceae
Exons: 2
Coding region: 1-2118 (705 amino acids)
Biological process (GO): positive regulation of transcription by RNA polymerase II
Cellular component (GO): nucleus
Molecular function (GO): zinc ion binding; DNA-binding transcription factor activity, RNA polymerase II-specific; transcription cis-regulatory region binding
Source: RefSeq, a predicted model, not a curated record
AUGCCCGCAUUGGCUCAAGACAAGGUUUUGGCGAGAGAUCUGAAGGCUAAGAAGACCAAGUCCAGGAACGGAUGUGGUCGAUGCAAACUCAAGAGGCUCAAAUGUGACGAGACCGCUCCUGGUUGCUUGCAGUGCAAGAAAAGGAACGUCGCGUGUCCUGGCUACGAGAAGACUCUGAAGUGGUCGACAAAGUACGAAGUCUUCAACCCCGCCCAGUCCAAGUCGGCGUCCCCUAGACCCAGGUCAACACCCGACGCCACCUCUACCACUUCACCCGCGGCGAAGUCACCCCUUCCCCAGAACGUCGCCAGUGGUAUCGAGGCUGCGUUGGCUGCUGUCCUCCCUGCAGGCAGGAAGAACUCCCCUCCCACACAACAACCCUUGACAACACAGGCCUCAUCAGCAGUCCCGUCCCCACCAAGCUUCGAGGAACCAGCCUCAAUACAAGAGUCUUCUACCGAGGAUGGUGACUCCCCUCGUGAAUACGAGCCUUUCCCCAUGGAGGAUGUCAACAACAUGGAUCCCAUCAUGCUUGACGGAUUCGUUGACGCUAUCCAAAUGCCCAACGAAGACUUCAACUUUGAUCCAUUCGACAACAUCGACUUCGACUCUGGCUCACUGGAGGACCUUCAAUUCGACAUGCAAGACCUUUCACAGAAGCAAGACAUGAAUUCUACUUCGUUACCUGUUAUGGACCGGGAACAGAACCGAGAGUCUAGCCCCAGGCUCUCGCGAUCGUUGCUUCUUGACUUGUAUCGUCUUCCAAGUCCUUCUCCAGACCCAUCCUCUCCGGAUGAUGUGGAGUCACUGCUCGUCCAGCACUACUUCAAGGACGUCUGCGCUGUGUUUUCUUCUUUCGAUUCUGUUCUUAACCCUUUCCGGACUACCAUUGGCCGCAUCUACAAGGACUGCCCUUCCAUUAAUUACGCGAUCCAAUCCAUGGCUGCCGCACAUCUUGCCAACACAUUCCCCAAUAUGGCGGCAACCGGCCUUGAGCUACAGCGCAAGGCACGCGAGGCACUGGAGCUGGAGCUUCCGCUUGCCCAGAGGGAUCACACGAGCGCGACCAAGACGUUCUUGAGCAUCAUGCUACUUGGUCUCACCACCUCGUGGCACGACAGCAACGCGCUCGGACUCGAGUACUUGUCUAUCGCGCGAGACCUCAUCCUCCCCAAGCUCUUCAGUAGGUCGGGCGGCAUUGAGGUCGAGCGCGAGGCACAGUUCUUCGAGGAGUCUUUGAUCCACUGGGAGAUGCUCAUGGGCUUCGUAACAGAAGAUGCCAUGAGCUUCUCGCCCAAGUCAGGAUUGCGACCUCGCAUCGCCGCCAGGACGAACACUCCUGCUGCGCGUGGGCCCCAAGGAAAGACAGUCCCUCAUCCCUGGACAGGCAUCGCCCCGAUGAUCCACUUCCUGUUCGCCGAGGUUGGUCGUCUAGUUCGCAAGGAGCGUUCGAUGGACCGCGAAAACUCCAUGGACCUCCGCCGACGUCAAGAGAACCUUCAGAACGCCGCCUCACUGGAAGAGGACCUCCUAGCUGUUGACUACCCAUCCGUCGAUCAGGUCAUCGACACUGGUGAUGAGCGUACCCCCAAGGAACACUUCGUCACCAUCGCCGAGGCCUACCGUCUGUCUGGCUUGCUGGAGAUCUACCGUGUCUUCCCUUCCAUCCUGCGCAAGCGCUUGGGAUCCGGCAAGACCAAGGGUAGCGAGAACAUCGAGUUCGCCUUCCCUACGCCGCGAUUCGAGACAGUCUACGAGGCUACCGACAUCAAGCUGUGGCUCAACUCACUUGCCAUGCACAUCAUCCGGUCACUCGAGUCUCUGCCUUCCUCGUCUGGUACAUUCUGCAUCCAGCCGCUUCUGCUAGUUGUGUGUGCCUCUGAGUUGAAGUUCGUCUCAUCGAUUGACUUCUUCGACGUGCAGGCCAACGACGCAGAGGUCGUCGCCGCUCGUGAGUUCGUCAUCAGGCGCUUGCAAGAGUUCGCUCUUAGGCUUCCCAACAAGCCUCUUCGCAAGAUGAUCCAGCUCAUCAAGGAGACCUGGCGCCAGUCUGACGAGGGCCAAGACGCGUUCUGGAUUGACGUCAUGAACGAUAAGGGCUACCACACCAUCAUGUGA